Molecule: messenger RNA, 1219 nt
Organism: Conger conger (European conger)
Lineage: Eukaryota; Metazoa; Chordata; Actinopteri; Anguilliformes; Congridae
Gene: adi1
Product: acireductone dioxygenase 1
Exons: 4
Coding region: 166-702 (178 amino acids)
Molecular function (GO): acireductone dioxygenase [iron(II)-requiring] activity
Source: RefSeq, a predicted model, not a curated record
UCUCACUGUCCGUCGCCUACCGUUAACAAAACCGGAAGUUAUGGUACACUGCUUCGCUGGAGCAGAACCCGUUUCCUUUCUAGAUAUUAUGCAGUUGAAUGAUAGUAGAGCACGCAGUCUUUGUUUGUGAAGUUUCUACAGAUUAAUUAAGGGCUCGUCACACUCAUGAUUGAGGCCUGGUAUUUAGACGAAUGUAAUGGAGAUCAGAGACUCCCACACAAGUGCGACCCGAACAAGCCGGUGUCUUUGGAGGAAUUAAAGCAGUUAGGAGUUUUACAUUGGAAGUUGGAUGCAGACAUUUAUGAGUCUGACCCAGUUCUGCAGAAGAUUCGUGAGGAAUGGCACUACACCUACAAUGACAUCAUAUCUAUUCACAAGGAUACGCUCCCAAAUUAUGAAGAAAAGCUGAAGAUGUUUUUUGAAGAACACCUCCAUCUUGAUGAUGAGAUCCGCUACAUUUUGGAUGGAAGAGCAUACUUUGACAUCAGAGACAAGGAGGAUAAGUGGAUCAGGAUUUCUAUGAACAAGGGAGCCAUGAUAACACUUCCAGCAGGGAUAUAUCACCGAUUCACGAUGGACGAAACUAACUACACAAAAGCCAUGAGGCUUUUCAAAGGGGAACCAGUGUGGAAAGCCUAUAACCGCCCUGCAGAUGAUUUUGAGGUCCGGGAAAAAUACUUGAACUCCAUCAAGAGUGCGUAAGAUGGAGAAAGGAUGCAUGGAGUGGUACAGGUACAAAAUUAUUGUUAUGGUUACUUACUCAGCUCUGAGCUUAACAUGGAGAUUAGCAGGGCUGCCAGUUUAGGCUGAUGAGGAUAUAGUUUAAGUUUCAGUGAUAUAUAGUAUAAUCUAUUCUUGUAGUAUGAUAACACUAUUCUUGUAACAUUUGUAAAUUUAUGAUUUGCCUUAUAAAAUUAUAUUACAAAUUUCCAAUCUCAUAAUUUUUACACAUAAAUACAAAUGUAAUUUUGUGACUGUUAAAUUUGCCAUAAGCAUCAAUUAUUCUUCUGCAAAUUAUAAAUUAAGACAAGUAGGUAUUGAAUAUCUUUUACAAUGACCAUUUCAUUUUGCUCCAGUAUAAUUGUUGCACUAGCAUGGAGGAACAGAUGAGUCCUACUGAAUCCUUCUAUGCCUGUAACCCUUUCCAAGAAUUUCACUGUGUGAAAAGGACAUUGGUGUCAAAAACAAUAAAAAUAAUAAAACAUUCUGUCCAAUAGAA